Messenger RNA from Hippopotamus amphibius kiboko, 7602 nucleotides. RefSeq names its product cramped chromatin regulator homolog 1 (gene CRAMP1). The coding region runs from base 255 to 4112 and encodes 1285 amino acids. Gene Ontology annotation, molecular function: chromatin binding. Gene Ontology annotation, biological process: pattern specification process. The record is from RefSeq and is a predicted model, not a curated record. NCBI's taxonomy places the organism in Eukaryota, Metazoa, Chordata, Mammalia, Artiodactyla, Hippopotamidae. Gene Ontology annotation, cellular component: nucleus. The transcript is spliced from 21 exons.
CUGCUCCUGUGCUCCGCGGGCAGGGCCUCGGACAGGCUGAACGGCGGCAGCACCGGUGCCCGGAGCCCCGUCAGCCGCACGUCGGCCGCGCAGGGGACGUGCGGGGCGAGCGCCGCUCGGCGACUGCUUCCAAGGUGGGAGGACCACACCGGCGUUGCGGCCUCUCAGCAGCCGGCGCUCGGGGGCCGGAGCUGCCCGACAGGACCCCGGGGGGCCCGGGAAGCCAGGCUGUUGCGAGGCGUUGAUGAAAAAGGAUGACAGUGAAGUUGGGAGACGGCGGCGGCGGGGAGGAAGGGCUCAAGAGGCUGGGCAAGAGGUCGGCCGAUGAGGACUCGCUGGAAGGAGAGGGGCCCGGCGGCGGGGACGCGGCCGAGGAGAGCGGCGGCACAAAGAGGGACAGCAAGACCCCCCGGGACGGCGGCGACGGCCCCCAGGCCCCCUCGGGCGGCCCGCAGGCGCCGUCCCCGCCGCCCGCCUGCCCCCAGGACCAGCACCACUUCCUCAGGUCCAGCGUGAGGCCGCAGAGCAAGAGGCUCAGGAAGGACUCGUCCUGCGCUGGGGGGAGCAGCAGCGCGGGCAGCUCAGGGCCCCGCGGGAAAGGAGCUGACGGUGGCGGAUCAUCAGCUGGAAAUGGGUCUGGGGUUGCCCCCGCCGCCCCUGCAGGGGGCUCUCGCUCCUCCUCCCGAAACUUAGGGUCUUCAGGCGGUGAGAAGGAAGAAGGCAAGAAGGUGCGGCGGCAGUGGGAGUCAUGGAGCACAGAGGACAAGAACACCUUCUUCGAGGGGCUGUAUGAGCAUGGGAAAGACUUUGAAGCAAUUCAGAACAACAUCGCUCUGAAGUACAAGAAGAAAGGCAAGCCCGCCAGCAUGGUGAAGAACAAGGAGCAGGUCCGGCACUUCUACUACCGCACGUGGCACAAGAUCACCAAGUACAUCGAUUUCGAUAACGUGUUCUCUCGUGGGCUAAAGAAGUCGUCCCAGGAGCUGUAUGGCCUAAUCUGCUAUGGGGAGCUGCGCAAGAAGAUCGGGGGCUGCAUGGAUGACAAGAACGCCACGAAGCUGAACGAGCUCAUUCAGGCUGGGGCCACCACAGUCCGGUACAAAGGGAGGAACCUGCGGAUCAAAGCGCCCAUGUGUCGCGCCCUGAAGAAGCUCUGUGACCCAGAUGGCUUGAGUGACGAAGAGGACCAGAAGCCAGUGCGCCUGCCCCUGAAAGUCCCCGUAGAGCUGCAGCCGCGGAACAACCACGCCUGGGCCCGAGUGCAGAGCCUCUCCCAGAACCCGCGGCUCAGGAUGAUCGUGGAGCUACAUCGAAAGGUCUCCAGCCUCAUCGAGUUCCUGAAGCAGAAGUGGGCACUUCAUGAAGUGCGAAUUCGCAAGACGCUUGAGGAGCAGCAGCUACAGGACUCGUUCACGGAGCCGUCGCAGGAGAAGGUGGCACUGCACCUGUUCCCGGGGGAGAACUGCACCCUGACCCCGCUGCCGGGCGUGGCCCGCGUGGUGCACUCCAAAGCCUUCUGCACAGUCCACUGGCAGGAGGGUGGCCGGUGCAAGCAGAGCACCAGGGACACCCAUGCACUGCCCCCCGCUCAGAUCCUGGGCAUCCAGAGCGGCCAGGGCACAGCCAGGGGCCAGCUCAAGUGCCCGCGGGGCGGUGCCGAGGCCAAGGCUGGGGGGCGACCCCCUCCCUCCACCGAUGCUUCACAAAGCUCUGGGGAGAGUUCCCCUGAGAGUGCCCCUGGGGAGGGGGCCCCUGCGAGUUUCAGCAGCCCGGAUGCCUCCGACAGGCUUCCCCUGGGGCUCCAGGAUGCUGGGGGACGGCUUGAGAAGACCCCUGUGGCUACUGUUGCAGAGGGUGGGGACGGCCCUACCCGAGAGCCCGGGGCCCUGGUGUGUGCCUGUGGCCAGCUCCCUGAGCUGGAGGACGAGCUCUCCCUUCUUGACCCCUUCCCCCGCUACAUGAAGUCCUGUCAGGAUCUCAUCAUCCCUGAGCAGUGCCGCUGCGCAGAUUCGCGGCCCUCAGGGUGCCCCUCCCCAGAGACCCGUGUCCCCAGCGGCUCAGAGGUGGCCGACCUUGCCCGGGCCAGGGCAUCGUCCCCUGUCCGCGUCCUGCCCGGCCCGGAGCCUCAGCCCAGCCCGGCGCUCCAGCCGGACGUUUGCACUAAAGACUUGGUGGAUGCGCCUGCAGAAGAGCCCCAAGAUAAGGCAAGCCCCUUGGACCCUCCACCACCUCAGGGUCAGCCUGCCACCAAGCCUCCAAAGGACGUCCCCGCCAGCCGGCUCGCCCAGCAGCUCCGCGAAGAGGGCUGGAACCUGCAGACCUCUGAAAGCCUCACGCUGGCCGAAGUCUACCUCAUGAUGGGCAAGCCCAACAAGCUGCAGCUGGAGUAUGACUGGCUCGCAGUGCUGGGCCCUGAGGGCCAGGCCCCAGGUGGGCAGGCCCAAGGCCCCCGCGCUGGCUCCCCGCCCGCCACCUUCCACAAGCAGCGCCUCCUCAGCUGCCUCCUGAAGCUGAUCUCCACCGAGGUCAACCCCAGGCUGGCUCCGGAAGCGAACACUGGCUCCACAGCACUGGUGAGGCCCGUCCAGGAGGAGCAGUCAGCAACGCCCCCGGGGAAGGUGGUGGCUGUCAACUCCCGCAGCCCCCGCUGCCCUCGAAACCAGGCUGCCCUCCGCCACGGCAAGACCUUCUCUCCCAGCUCUGCACCUUGCUCCUCAGGUUUGAGAAACCCUCCGAGGCCCCUCUUGGUGGCUGGUCCCUCCAGUGCCGGAAGCAGUGACUCAGAUGGUGGCCUUUUUGCCGUCCCAACAACGUUGCCGCCCAACAGCCGACAUGGGAAGCUCUUCUCUCCCAGCAAGGAAACAGAAUUGACGUUCCGUCAGCAUCUGAACUCCAUCAGUAUGCAGUCAGAUUUCUUCCUGCCAAAGCCUAGGAAGCUGCGGAACCGGCACCUGCGGAAGCCGUUGGUAGUCCAGAGAACUCUGCUCCCUAGGCCGUCUGAAAACCAGUCCCACAACGUCUGUUCCUUCUCCAUCUUGUCAAAUUCUUCCGUAACUGGGAGAGGCUCCUUCCGGCCCAUCCAGUCCUCCCUGACCAAAGCGGCUCUGUCCCGGCCAAUCGUGCCCAAGGUCCUCCCACCACAGGCCCCAGGCCACCUGGCCAGCGCUAUCAACUUAGCAGCUAAAAGUGCCGGCAUCAUCCCCGGGAGCCCCCUCCCCGUCCUGGACGCUGAUGGCUUGUCUGGCAUCUCCCCACUGUCUUCAGACGAGGUGACGGCGGGUGUCUCGGGCCAAGACUCCACCAGAACCCACCAGAAUGGAGACCCUAUCCCCGCUGUAGGGGGCACGAGUGACCCAUUCAUCAGCGUCCCCUCGAGGCAGGAGCCGGUGGCGGAUGGUUUCCAGAACUCGCCCGUUCUCUCUUUAUCCGACCUGUCCAAGGCUCCUCUCCACAACGGUCUCUCCACACCACUGCCCCCGUCGGAGGCCUCCAGCACCCGGCUCUCUCCACCCAACGUCUCUGCUCUGCUGGACAUCUCCCUGCCUGGCCCUCCUGAGGAUGUGCUCUCGCAGGGGGAGCCCGCCACUCAGAUCAGCGACUCCAUCAUCGAGAUUGCCAUCAGCUCCGGCCAGUACAGUGAAGGAGUCCCUCUUUCUCCAGCAAAACUGAAUGGCAGUGACAGUUCCAAGAGUCUCCCCUCCCCGUCCAGCAGCCCCCAGCCAGACUGGAUCGCCUCCCCGACCCAUGACCCCCAGUGGUGCCCCAGCGACCCUACGGACUCCUCACUUAGCAGCUUGUUUGCGAGCUUCAUCUCCCCGGAGAAGAGCCGGAAGAUGCUGCCAACCCCUGUCGGGACCAACAGUGGCACCUCCCUGCUGGGUCCCAGCCUGCUGGAUGGCAACUCUCGUGACUCGUUUGUGUCCCGGUCCCUGGCCGAUGUUGCUGAGGUCGUGGAUUCCCAGCUGGUGUGCAUGAUGAACGAAAAUAGCAUCGAUUACAUAUCCCGGUUCAAUGACCUGGCCCAAGAGCUAUCCAUCGCUGAGCCUGGCCGCCGGGAGGUUCUGUUUGAUGGUGGUGGAGGUGGACCUCCCGUCGGUGACCUGUCCCAGUGACUGCGCCUCAUGGCGGGGGCAGCCUGGAGGCUGCGGAGGAGGGCUUAGGGGUGUCGCCCUCUUGAGAUGAGAGAAAAUGCAAAUCAGGCCUGGACUUCCAGGAGACAGUCUGAACAGAAGCACCUCUGCACCCGGAACGUGCACCUUGCAGGUGGCCAUGUCCCAGCAGGCUGAGGCAGUGGAGGCUGGGAGAUGAGGGAGCGUCCUUGACAAGGCCAGCGUCAGAGUGGCCAUGGCGUCAGAGCCGCCUCCCUGCUGGGGCGUGUGUUAGGGUCUGCGCGGUUCCCACACUUCCGCCUUGGGUGUUGUGUCGCACAGAGAAAGGACUGGUGGGCCUGGCUGUCAUCAUUCUGGCCUGGGGGGCUGAGACCUCCUGCUCUCUGCAGGGAGGCUCCAGGCCACUGCUGCCUUUUUUCCACUAAGCCCCUGCCAAACCUGCGCCCUGCUCCGGUGGUUCUCUCUGCAGCGCAAGGACAGGGAGAACAGCUGGGCAUGGCAUGGGCUCUGCUGGAUGGUGUGUGUACCUGAAACAGUGGACACUGCUCAGGACCCUCCUACCACGGGGCAGCGGGAGGGUCUCAGGGCAGCGCAGCUGUUGCCAUCUCCGCAGAAAUCCUGAGCCCAGCCUUGUGCUUUCUCAUCUGGAGCUUUUGUUCUGAUUGACUCAACAGGAAGGGAGAGAAGACUCGUCUUAUGCAGGUUGUGUGGACUUUUAAACACAUCCUGUUAAGCUGGUCAGAAAAUGUUACUGUCAUAUUUUAAGACUUAGGAGACAUUGGAGAGGAAGAACAGGGUCCCUGUUUAGUUGGUCUCUUCCCCGUGUCCAUCUGCAGGUUUCUUCUAGGUGGUCUGAGACGGUAUUUCUCUCUAUUAGGGCCAUCCCUAAGCACUCCGUUGACUACAGAUAAGACUUUCCUGAUCAUCUUGAACUUCUAACACGUUCCUUCCUUGGGCAUAUGCCCUUCGCAGGGAAAGUUCUCUCUUUCUUUCGUUGGCAUCAGUGCAGAGUAUGCCCCAAUGCAUAUAUAUAACCCCUUGCUUGUACUUUUGCCUCAUGUUCUGCUGUUUCUCCUCUUCCUUCCUUCUCUUCCUUCCUUCAGGGAACCCAGGCAAGGGUCAGACAUUGUGUGCAGUCAGAACACACUGAACCCACGUCCCUCUGGUGUGCCCCUUGAGCCUCCUUGAGUGACCAGCCGUCACCACUGUGGUAGUCCAACAUGCAGUCUUUCCCCAGAGUGGAGCUAAUGAGGCUCCCCUGCCUUCUCAGCUUGGGCGGGGUGGGGGGGUGGAUGCAACAUGCAAACAGCCAUCCCAGGGCACCCCUUGUGGCUGCGCGCUGGUGCUGUGCUGUUGGGCCACCAUCCCACCUGCUGCUUCUCCCUGCCCACCCAGCAGUCACAGUCAGUGUGGCUUCUUGAAUCCACCACUGUUUUUGUUCAUCACCUUGCCUCUUCCCUAGCUCGCUGUGGACCGGCAGCCUCUGAGGCCAGCGCGGCCCUGUCAUCGCCCCCCACCCUCCAACCGCAGGAAGAAGUGAGCCAGUUUUCUCAAGGGGGCUCUUGAGAAAACAGUCUCAAAGCUCUGGAGGUCUGAAAGAAAGGGAUGUGGUACCACUUUUUAAAGAAAGCCUGUUUUUGAGUCCAGAGUCUUUAAACUAGCUUGUGUUUUAUGAUCAAUGUAUCAACUUCCUGAAAUUAGCACCUUAUUGAGCCAAACAAGAUCAGUAGGUCUGUCUCUGGGCAUGUGACCGAGUUAGAUCCACAGUGGGUCAGGCCAAGGUUAGGCCACUACCAGUUUUCUUAUAUUCCCACCAUCUGGGACCAGAGAUACCAAGUAGCGUUACUGCAUCAAUGCCAGAGGCAGUGCCCAAUGGCAGUGUGCACGGCACCAGGGACAGUAGAGAUCCCGAGCUGCUUAUCCAUCAGGGGUCACCCAGAGGCAGUCUGGGGGGUAGGUUGGCACCUGUCACCUGGUGACAUCCAGCAGGAGGAAAACUAGAGAUUUGCAUCGGCCUAUGUCGGCCCUUUAUUCACAGCACCUCCCACUUGGGUCUCCAACAUAGACUCCCAUUUGGGAGCACCUGACUGGCCAGUGUCAUCCAAUGGAGAGGUGAGUUGCAGAGGAAGGGGGACUGAUUCUUCUCACCUGUAAUCAAGCUGAUGAUUACAGAGAACUCUGCUUCUCUAGCAGCCAGACAGGUAUAAGCAUUUGCUUGCCAUGUUAAGGAAAAAUGGUGUCAUUUGUAGCAUUAAAAUGACGGAUGCCUUUUCUCCCAACCUAAAUGAUUACAUAUGUGUGAAAAUAAGCAACUGUUAUGUUUAAGGGUGGAAUUUUUCAAAAGAUCCAAGCAGAGAAGCCUCCCACUUUUGCAUCUCCCUCUGCCAUUCCAGCAGAAGUUGUGAUAGUGUCAGCAUUCACCUGUGGCGUCCUUUGUGCAUUCACGCAUAUUGUGAUUAUGCGUCAGGUCAGUUUCUCAGAAAAAUCUUUCCCUAGUCACUCUAACGUUGUCAGGGAUCUUUUUACUGAUUCAUCUCUUCUAAGAUUGAGACUGAAUAUUUUCAGUCUCAAGGGAGUUGCUUUUGCCUUGAUUCUUCAUUGUGAGCAUCCAGUGAUGAGCGUUCCGUUCUUCAGAAUGUGCAGAGGCAAGUUGAAGUUCAUGAUUCCACAUAAGGUUUGUGGUGGCGUUUUUCUCACUCCUCUGAGUCUUCUGGGUGUAGAGUCCUUACUCAGGGAGUGGGGAUACUUGGAACCAUUUCAUUGGUUGUUCUAUUUGCUUUCCCACAUUGGUCCCCUUCUCUGUCAUUCUGUACCGUAGCCUCAUCACUGGUGGUGUCUUUUCAGUUUUAUAGCAUCUUUAACUAGAUCACACCAUUGAAUCCAAACGUGUGCAAAGAAAAGUCAUGGAAUAAAAGCCACUUGAAACAAGUGGAGGAGGGAAACAGCAGUUGCUUUUUCUUUUCUUUCUUUUUUUUAACGUUGAGAUCUCUCAGAUGCAUUUAGGAAGAAAUAUGGCACUUUGUCUUGAAAAAAAAGAAAGAAAGAAAAACCCACAGCAAACUUUUCCUGACUGUCAAAACUCUCUUAGUCCUACAGUAACUUGUCAGUCGUGUUACGUGAGGUAAGUCUUGAAGCACUACAGCAGCCCCUUCGUGCUGUGACAGGAUAACCGGCGCUAGAGCGACUGGGCAGCAGAACUUAACUGCUGUUUUUUUUAAUAAUCGUUAAGCCAUAUCACCUAAGGUUUUCGGCUUGUUUGAGAUGUGAAUUUGUUUUAUAGAUUAUAAAUAUGCAUAUACAGUGUAUGUAUAAAGCAGAAUGCCUGUCCUUCCUGAUUAUUUUUUGUACCAUAUUGUAAAUUAUAUUAUUUAUUCUUUACCAAUUUGGGGAAUAAAAGGUGUUUGGUUAUUUAAUAUAAUAAACAGAAGCUGUUUAACUUCUUACGUUUAAAUUUACAGUUCAACUUGUAAAUCUGUUUUUAUUAUUGUGCAUA